AUGUCCUGCCAUGCCAUUGGUGACGGAGGCAAAUUAGCGUUAGGGCUCCAAGAUCUGGGAUCUUUGAGUAGUCCAGAGAAAGAGAGGAGUAGAUUUUCCAACCCCAUGCAAACGACCCCCUCAAGAGCUGCCGAGUCUCAGGCAAUGCAUCCAUUCUCUCUUGUCGUCACUCUCAUGGCUUCCAACUCCAAUAACAAUGCGAUCGACACUCCAAUUAUUUAUGAUCUGGCCGUUGUGGGUCGAGGAAUGAUCGGCUCGGCGGCAGCUAGACAUGCGGCUGUUCUUCUUCUGGGACAAAAAGCCAAAGAAGAAGUGUCGGUCAAAAUUGCGCUCAUUGGUCCCUCGGAAGAUGACUCGACCAAAGAAGUCUAUGGAGCUCAUUAUGACGAAGGACGAAUCACUCGAAAGACGGAUCCUGAUCCAAUUUGGGCUGAAUUGGCCAGUCGAUCGAUUGAUCGUUACCCAGAUAUUAGUAUUGGCUCUUCCUGUUCUUCUUUUUAUCAAGAAUGUGGCCACUUGGCCGUCUCCAAUACGGGCAGUAUGGUCAUUCAGAAUCGACUCGACAAUCUGGAACGGAUGAAACUCACCGAAUCAUCAUCGAUUGAGCUUCUUUGCGACAAUCAACAAUUGACAGAACGAUUUCCCUACCUCCACUUUCCGGAUGGAUGUGAGGGAAUCUUGGAACCCAAGAAUGCAGGGUAUAUUAGCGCUCGUGGUUUGGUGGACGCUCAAUGCCAGCGGGCUCAGGAAUUGGGGGUAGAUCUGAUCAAUAGAGUGGUGGAAAGAAUACGUCCAAAGGACGAGCACUUUGAGCUACGUUGCUCCAACGGUGAUGUCACCAUUCAUGCCAAAAAGGUCCUGGUGGCCACGGGAGCUUUUACCAACUACCGAGAUUUGGUGCCCGCUCAGCUGGAUUUGACCCCCAUCAAGACACAAACGGUCCACUUUCUGCUGGACAAGGCGGAUGCCACACGGUUGGUAUCCAUGCCCAGUAUCAUCUUCAAAGAUACAAAACACUGGGCUUACAUGUUACCUCCCAUUCGAUAUCCCGACGGGACCAUUCGCCUCAAAUUGGGCGGGGGCACGAUCAUGGAGGAUGAUGAUGAUGAUGAUGAUCACGAUCGUCGUUCCAUGCACUCGUACCAAGAACUUGUGGAUUGGUACAACAACAAGGGAGGAGAUGCCGCUGCCACACAAGAAAUGACAGAGCUCUUGCACCGAUUCGUUCCCAACCUUUCCACAACAACCAUGCAAGUUGUAGUCAAUACCUGCGCCACACUGCAUACACCAACUCGACAAGCCUACGUGGGCGAAGUACUGCCGGGAUGGGCCGUCGCCACGGGAGGGAAUGGAUUUGCUGCCAAGAGCAGUGACGAAUUGGGGCGGUUGGGAGCACUCUGUGUAUUGGAUCCAGAGGCAUUCUCCCAAGAGACGAUAUGUGGGCACCCCGUAGCUGAGGUUCUGAAACCACUCGUGGUGGGAGAAACUACUGGUAGUACAGCGACCAAUGACAAGCGGCAUUGAUUUGGGGGGAGAUCCAUCUGGCAGCGCACUUUACGGGGAAGGGAGAUUAGCUAGUAGUUAUAGGGUUACGUUGGAAGUCUUAAAAUAUUUGAAAAUGAUUUCUUCACC
Molecule: messenger RNA, 1632 nt
Organism: Seminavis robusta
Lineage: Eukaryota; Bacillariophyta; Bacillariophyceae; Naviculales; Naviculaceae
Source: the annotation of a GenBank genome assembly